AGACCACCAAUAUUCUGUUUUAGUAGUGGAGAAUUUUGAUCCAGCCUGAAGAACAUCAGUGUUCCAGCAAUCUGAUUUCAUUCAUUUCCUCUGAUGUCAUAUUGGAAAACAUUAGGAUGUCCACAGAUAUUUGACCUUCCAUAGGAAGAAGAUGUUAAAAACUUUAAGCAACCAUCACAGUAAUGGAUCUUGGUCAGAAAAAUGAGACUGAGUUAGAAAAUAGUGAAAAUAAUGAAAUUCAAAGUACAGAAGAAACUGAAUUAACCUUUACUUGUCCAGAUGAAACAAGCGAAAAGAAUCAUGUUUGUUGUCUUCUCAAUAUCAGUGAUAUUACGCUUGAACAAGAUGAAAAAGCCCACGAGUUUGUCAUCGGAACUGGAUGGGAAGAAGCAGUCCAAGGCUGGGGCAAGACUUCACCAACCGCCUGCAUCUGGCCCAGAAAGAAGCCUAAAAAGGCAAGGGCGGGAAAAAGUGCCAGCAGCUGCUUCCUCUGUGUCAGUCUCUCCCAAGGGAGCUUGGAGGCCAGGCCUCAGUUGGAGGCGGGCAAAUUGGAGUCAGGGGCUCCGGCUGAGGUGGGCCCAGAGAAGGAUCAAGGCAGCCCCUCCCAGACUCAGGGGCGCCCCUCUGCCUCCAGGGAGAUGAGCAAGAUCUGCUUUCCCACCUACAAUCAGGGAGAGAAAAAAAGUCUGCAAAUAAAGGAGUUUAUUUGGUGCAUGGAAAACUGGGCCAUCCCCGAAACUGUUAGGGGCAAGGACCCCAGAAAUCCCAGUGGAGGCGCUAACAGAGGUCCCUUCAUUUCAGACACCUUGACUUCCAAGGCCUUGUUAGUUCUACCUCCCCUGAAGGCUGCACCCCCAAAUGGCCUGGAUGAUCUGGGUAAGAAGAGUGAGAACUUUUUCUUGGAGCCGGAAGAGAGGGAGCUGAAUGUGGAAAAGGAUGAAUGUGUGCCUUGUGCAUAUGGAUUGAAUACAGUUGAUGGGAAAGGUGAGAAGAGACCCACUGAGCUGGCCAAACACCUUAAGGUCAACGACCCCCCGCCUUUCCCUCCCCCGGCGGCCCGGACAUCCCUGCUGGCCAGUCCUGAGCCGUGCUGCCUGCACUGGUCCCUCCUGCCUGAGAAAAACCUGGCGUGUCCUCCCAACUCCAACAAUGUUCGCUAUCUUGCUGCCUUGCAGCUUUUGCAGAAACAGGGAGUGCAAAACCACAAAGCCAAAUUCAAAGCCAGGGAGCCGAGACCUCCCGUGAACACCCAAAAGCGCGCUCUCACGGAGGCCAAGCAGGAAAACAGGCACCAAACGCUGGAGACCAAAGUGUUCUCAAGAUCUCUCUUGCCGUCCCUCACAGUGAGCAGGGUUGUUAUUCCUGUCUCCUCUCACAGACUCCUCUGAGUUGCCACGAUAUACUUCCCUGGGAAUAAGCACGACUUGAAAUUCAUUCAUCCUCUCUCCUGCCCCCACCCUAUUCUCCUUGGCUCUGGCUCUGUCUCCGUCUCCUUUUCGUUUGGUCUCCCAUACUCUUCCCUCCCUCCCUCCUUCCCCUGGUCCUUUUUUUGUACUAGACCAGAGGACAUUGAACCUCAUUGUAUGAGUUUUGAUUUAUUCUCAAAACCCCCAUAUUUAUGUGUUACCUGCUUCUGUUGCUUAGUUAUUUAUACAAUGCAAACUGGUAAUGCCAGUCUCUCAGCCUCUGCCUGCCUUAUCUCUCCACUCCCACUGGAAGCCAAGUGGAUGGUGGGCAAUCCGAAGGGCCUGCCUCAGUGAUGGCCCCAUGUCAGCCCCAAACUGACUGCCCCACCCUAGUGCCGUAAGCUAAGUGUACUGGGCUUGUUUAGAUCAAAUUGUUUCGUGAUCUUUUGAACCAGGCAGAUAUGUUGCCUCAUUUUCUCUUGCAACAAAGAUCUGAAACAUUGCUUUAAUAGACAACUCCAGCCUGUGUCCAAAUGAAUAUCCUUGUGUCCAAGGUGACAUGUACUUAUUAUUGUAGUGUCAUGCUAGUCUCUGUGUCUGGGAAGUUUUAGCCAUAGCUCUACACAAUCUAUCUUGGGAAGAAGGUUAAGAAUAAUUAAUUAUUUGAAAAAAAAAGUCACUGUGAUUAUUGUCACCUCACAUGCUUCCUCCAGCCUUAACUUGCAUCUAAUAUUUGGGAACUCUACAACCCCAACAGACACUUAGGAAAUGGGGCUAUUACUUUCUCCCUUCUCCUGUCCCCCCACCCCUCUCAUUUUAUCCCAAUGCAUAUUUCCUGAAGUUGUAUAUAAAUUAAGCGUUUGUAAAUGUUAUACUUUAAAUGCCAGGUGACAAUGCUAUGUAGAGAAAUGCUCUGAAAAACCAUUUCGUGAUAUGAAUAACCAUUUAGCCACUCUGUAAUUACAUAGUUUGCAUUUGCUUAAGGUAGGUUGUACUUGAACUCUGGACUUUCCAUCUCCUAAAUGAUGGGCAGACAGAAUAUAUGACUGUGUUUGUAAACAUCUGCUCUCCAUGACUGGUCUUUGUAAUGUCUUGUCUGUUAGUUUUUUUGUUUUGUUUUGUUGGUUUGUUUUUAUGAAACACCAGAAAUGCAGGAAUGAUUAUAGGACAACAGUCAUCAAAAGGUAUACUUUGCCCACUGAGGUUGAACACCUCUUUACAGCCUAGAAGCAAUUCCGUCUUCCCUUAAUGAAGAAAUCAUCUGGAUUCUGUCCCCCAGAGGAGGCCCCAAUUCCCCACUGUGUCUGGACAGUGAGGGUGUAGGAGCUGGUACUGUUUGAGGACCCUGCAGCCUGCCCACCUAAGACAGUGGUUUGUCAAGCCCCCUUUACAAGCAGCAGCAUGAGCUCAGUAUGUAAAAUAGUCAAAAAUGUUUGAUUGGGAGGGAAGGGUACGGAGCAGUGUGAGUGGGGACAGAGCCCCACCUGCUCAGCCCGGACAUACUUACCUUCUGAGAGCUUGAGGCAGUUUGAAAACACUGAUCUAAGAUACAACAGAAUAUUUUUUUUCUUAAGAAAAACUCAUUUGUUGAGAUAAGGGUUAUAAAUUCUGUAGAUUUUGGGGUAAACAUAUAAUAAUUUAGAAUUAAGGGGAGGGCCCAAUUUAAAGAUUUGUAGUAUCCUUUUUGGGCAAAUAAUUAAUAUGGGCAGAAAAAUGUUGACUAGACGAUUCCUCUGUGAAGAGGUAAGAAUGUUUUACAUUUGGCAUCUCUUUGUCUAGAUAAUUAUUCAAGUACCUGAUAAAGGUAUCGCUCUGGGAUCUUAUUUGCAUUAGCCCAGGUUUAGCUUGUUUCUCUGCAGAUAAAGUCACUCUAGGCCUUGUCCCAAUGUCCACUCAGAUUAAAUCAAGACAUCCAAACUGGUCUUUGAUGUUCAAACCUAGAUAAAGGCUGAAUUUUUACAGAAUGUAGUCCUCAUUAGGGUUCUAGGUCACUAACAAGACUUUGAGUGGAAAUCCUGCCAUUUUAAGGAGCUAAGCAUGUUAUAAUGUAGGUGCCAACGGCCCUCUUCCUACCUCAAGGUGAUGAUCUCAAUUAGGUUUUAGUUCCUCUAGUCCUCUCCAAACCAAGCUUGGAGGGCUCUGUGUUUCAUCCCUCAUUCUAUUAUUUUUGGAUGCCUCAUUAGUAAAACUUUCCAAACUCCUAUUUUUCUUGAAACCUUAAAAAAUCACCAAGUGGAAUUGUGGCAGCACCUGCCACAGGGCUCCUGCUGGGCUGAGGCCAGGGGAUGCUGCUGAGGGUCUAGGUACGGCAAGGGAGGCCCCGGAGGGGCAGGAAACCUCAGACAGACAGAACGUCGACAGGGCAGAGACGUGAGGGGUAGCGCUCUUGAAGGGAAAGGGGAAGGCUUCAAGUCAGAAUAGGGCCUGGCUACAUUUGGACAAGUACGUAGGACUUUGCCUGCUCCAGGAGACUUUCCCCAAUUUUUAGCUUUAUUCUUUUUAUUCUGGACUUUGCCCCCUCUUGUGAAUUAACUGUACUUCAAAGACCAUGUGAUAAAAUGAUUUGAACCUAGAAUCAUACUUGCUUUCACUCUCCCUCCAUGUUCAGGAGCUUCAAGACCCAGAGAGACCACAGAAGCCCCAGCCUGUCUCCCUUUGGGAGCCCCCAGCUGACCAAGCAGGCCGAGCUGCACCACUGGAGGCCUCAUAUUUUGGGCUUUUUGGGGUGCCUGGGCUUGGGUCCAAUGCAACCCUGAUGCUGCUGUUGAGGGGCUACUGAGAAGCAAGGUGGGGAAGAAACAGUGGGGUUCUUGUGACUGUGACCAAUGGCAGACAAGGGCAGCCCCUGGUACCAUAGGGAACACUCUCCCACCGUCUGCCAGGCUAAGUGGGAUGCUGGAGCCAGGAAAGACUCAAUGCCAUGCUCUUGAUGCCCAGGCUAAACUCUGCCCUGAGUCCUAAGCAGCAACAUGUUUGAGAUGCAAUCAAAAAACCAGAUAUUUCACCCAGAACAUGGAAAAAGCAGUGGAUCACCAGAAAGCAGAGAGUAAAUAGGGGCAAGCAGAAGCAGUAAGAAAAUGCCAAGCUUGCAACAAGGUCUUAUUGACACAUACCAUGCUAAUAUGCUCACUCCACUGGGCCAAAAAAA
Molecule: messenger RNA, 4554 nt
Organism: Diceros bicornis minor
Lineage: Eukaryota; Metazoa; Chordata; Mammalia; Perissodactyla; Rhinocerotidae
Gene: C32H16orf46
Product: chromosome 32 C16orf46 homolog
Exons: 4
Coding region: 183-1388 (401 amino acids)
Source: RefSeq, a predicted model, not a curated record